Molecule: messenger RNA, 888 nt
Organism: Lepidothrix coronata (blue-crowned manakin)
Lineage: Eukaryota; Metazoa; Chordata; Aves; Passeriformes; Pipridae
Gene: MED18
Product: mediator complex subunit 18
Exons: 2
Coding region: 44-670 (208 amino acids)
Biological process (GO): termination of RNA polymerase II transcription; regulation of transcription by RNA polymerase II
Cellular component (GO): mediator complex; core mediator complex
Molecular function (GO): transcription coregulator activity
Source: RefSeq, a predicted model, not a curated record
CUCCGGCCGCCCCCGCCCGCCGCCGCUGGUCCGGGCGGCCACGAUGGAGGCGCCGCCGGUCACGAUGAUGCCCGUCACGGGCGGAACCAUCAACAUGAUGGAGUACCUGCUCCAAGGGAGCGUGCUGGACCAGAGCCUGGAGAGCCUCCUGCACCGCCUGCGCGGGCUGUGCGACAACAUGGAGCCCGAGACGUUCCUGGACCACGAGAUGGUGUUCCUGCUGAAGGGGCAGCAGGCCAGCCCGUUCGUGCUGCGCGCCCGGCGCUCCAUGGACAAGACCGGGAUGCCUUGGCACCUGCGCUACCUGGGGCAGCCCGAGAUCGGCGACAAGAACCGCCACGCCCUGGUGCGCAACUGCGUGGACAUUGCCACCUCCGACAACCUGACGGACUUCCUGGUGGAGAUGGGCUUCCGCAUGGACCACGAGUUCGUGGCCAAGGGGCACGUGUUCCGCAAGGGCAUCAUGAAGAUCGUGGUGUACAAGAUCUUCCGCAUCCUGAUGCCGGGAAACACGGAGAGCAUCGAGCCGCUCUCCCUGUCCUACUUGGUGGAGCUCAACGUGGUUGCGCCAGCGGGGCAAGACGUGGUCUCUGAUGACAUGAGGAACUUUGCUGAGCAGCUGAAGCCUCUGGUGCACCUGGAGAAGAUUGACCCCAAAAGACUGAUGUGACUGCAAUGUGGGUGGUUAAGGCACUGGUUUUGUAAGGGUUCCAGAAAAGGGUGUUUUUCUAAAAAGCUUUUUGAGGGCAAAUCAAAACAGGGAGAUGGGAAUAAAGGACUACAUACCAGUUCUGUUACUUGCAAUUACUGAGUGUCUUUUCCCUUCACUAGUGGAUAUGAACAAAAGUGGAGACUUCAACACCAUUAAAAAAAAAAAUUAAAUGUUAA